Hydra vulgaris (swiftwater hydra) is the source of this 2221-nucleotide messenger RNA. The record is from RefSeq and is a predicted model, not a curated record. Lineage: Eukaryota; Metazoa; Cnidaria; Hydrozoa; Anthoathecata; Hydridae.
AUUAAAAAUUCAUUCUAUCCUAAAGCUAUUUGCGAAUCUUGCAAAAGCAGUAUAAGAAGAGGAAAAGAGCUUUACACGUAAAGUGGAAUAAAAUGAAAAUACCAGUUCAAACUAGAAGUGUUUUUGUAUGUAAAUGCAAAAUAUGUAUAAUUGGAUCUACUCAAGGGAGACCUAAAAAAUUCAAAAAGGGACGUAAAUGUAACGCGCAACCUCCAGUUAAUAGUCUAACUUGUCAAACUUGCUUUUCAAUUAUUAGCAAAGGAAUUACCCACAAAUGUUCUUUAGCUGUACUUAAAUGUAAUGUAAUGCAAAAGCUUGCAAAUAAUGUCAAGACAAUUGAGCAAAUAGCUAAUUCUUUAAUAAAAGACAAAAUAGACAAAAAGGGUAAAGCGAUACUUGCUAUUGGUGGUAAAAAAGUAAGUUUUACACUUAAGAGAAACCAUGAUACUAGUAAUAUACAACAACUGUCUAUAAAAAGUAUGAUUGACAUACAAUCAACUUUAGAAUUAAGUAACACAAAAAUUUUAAAGCUAGCAAAAGAACUACGAUUCAAAGCACAAAACAGAAAAAUUGUACAAUCAGGGUUAGCAGCAGAGCUCAAACGUAUUGACCAGCAACUUGAUGAUUGCUUUGUUGAGGAUUUUGAACUUUUUAAUAUUAAAUCUGUUGAGGAAAAAAGUUUGUUUAAACUGAUCCCAUUUAUCAGAACAACAGAUGUCAAUGAGUUUCUGUGGCAAGUAAUAGAUAAAAAAGGAGCCUAUCCUCAAAACCAGUAUAUAAAAACUUCCAUUGACGUAGGUCGGGGAUUUCUUAAGGUUUGCUUAAAUGUUGUAUCAAAUCCUAGUGAAACAAUUAAAAACAAAAGGAGAAAAUAUGGAGAAAUUAAAUCACCAAGUUUCAAGGAAGAAUCUGUGAAAGCAUCAUUUAUUAUAGCACUGGUACCAGAUGUACCAGAGACAAACCAUAAUGUUAAAAUUCUGCUUAACAAACUCUGUUUGGAUAAAAUAAACUUUACUUGUGUGGCAGAUAUCAAACUCUGUCAAGUCAUGUGUGGUAUGUCUCCAAGUUCCAUGGCAACUCAUCCGUGUUAUAUUUGUACAUGGAACAGAACAGAGGUUUUUAAAAAUGAUUGCACUGAGCUACGAACACUUGGGUCACUAAGAUUAAGCAGUAAAUUGUAUAAAUUGAGAGGAUCAAAGAAAAUUAGAGCAAAAGAAUAUUUUAACUGUAUUGAUGAAGUUCUUUUAAUUGGUGAUGAUAAUGAUCUAGUUGUUAAUCAUCUUUCUCCUUUAGAACUUCAUUUGAUGGAAGGGGCAACAAACCAUAUCUUUAAAACAAUAAACAAAUUAGCUGAUCCAGUACUAUUAAAAAAGAUCGAAAAUGACUUAAAUAUUUCUAAAUCAAUAAGAAAUGGGUCAUAUAAUGGUAAUGGUUGUCGAAAAAUAUUAAAAAAUUGGGUGAAGUACUAUAACUUGUUUCCAGUCCUAUUAAAACCAUUGGCUGAAGCGUUUAGGCUUCUGGAUAACCUUGUUCACUCUUGUUUUGGUGUAAAUUUAAGGCCAACAUUUGAAAAAGACAUCAGGUUAUUUAAGAAUCAUUAUUCAACCUUAGUGGAAGAUUAUGAAAUGACAGUUACUGUGAAGUUACACAUCAUAUUUCAACAUGUAGGUCCUUUUUGUAAAGAUAAGGAAAUUGGAUUGGAUUUUUUUAGUGAACAAGCAGGGGAAGCUCUUCACUACUCAUUUCUAAAGGAAGCAUGGGAACGUUUCAAAGUGUCUGAUAACCAUCAAAAGUAUGCAAAGUAUUUGAAAAAAGCAGUAGUUAGUUUCAAUGGAAAACAUUUAAAUAAUGUUUAAUAAAUAUUUUCUAAAAAUAAUGUUUUUUUUUUUCCCUUUUAAUUUUAAGAAGAAAAAAGUACUCGGCAUUGGCGCCCCUCAGACUGUUUUUAAGACCCAUCUGAGAGGGACAUAUAACGACUAGUCAUAUUUUCUGACAAAAUGUACAACAAUUGCAUGCACCCCUGUGGUGGGUCUUGAUUUCAGUUAGAGGGGCGCCUAAGUCCAGGACCCUAUAUGACCCCUGUAUAAACCCAAAUAUUUUUUAAAGUUUAGUUUUAUGAUUUUUUUCACUAACUUUCCUUUAAUGGUAUGGUUCUAACAAUUUCAAAAAGGUAUGACACAACCCUAUGUCAUUUCAUCAAACUAAAAUCUGGUUCAGCGUG